AUGAGCAUAAAUUCACAGAAGAUGACGGCUUUGGACCAGGUGUCAGCCCCGCCAUCACCAUCAGCAUCAUCAACAAGUCCGAAGAGGCUGGAUCACGCAGCCACUCUGGGGAAAAGACCCAAUAGCGAGAUUCGGAAGGAGCAAAACCGGGUUUCAGCUCAAAGGUACCGGCUUAGGAGAAAGCAGCGGCUCUCUCUACUCAACCAACUCCUUGAUUAUCCAGAGACGGCUGAAAAUCAAUCAUCUACGCCGAAGUCGGACUUCUGUUCAGAUUAUACGAAAACAAUUGCAACUACUGCCGAGCCUAGUAUCAGUACUCUCCAAAAUGUGGCAGUCCCUGAUUUCGGACUAGGACACCUCGAUGGGGGCGUUGAUAGCUUUGAAACAUGUGAAAAUCACGUCGUCCAGCAUUUCCCAUUCCCAUCAACUGAAAGAGCUUUGUUUGAGGCAGGCACCGAUCAAAUCGCACCAUAUUCGUCCUGGGCCUCGCUCUCCGAAACGUUAGAACCCUCAUUCAUCCAACAGCCACCGUCCUCAAUACUUAGAAUGCCUGCUCCAUCUCUAAACGAAAAUAUCCAAGGCGGACAGCAAAAUAGCCCAUCAAAAAAUUCAGUUCCCGACGAAUAUCCGACAGCUGAUCAAGUAUCUACUGUUCUUGGUAUCAUCCAACGCUUGCCCUGGUCUCAAAAACGCCAGAUAUUGAGUACACUACUAGUUGAGGCUGACGAUGAGAUUGGCAAAAGCACUGAAUCCCAGCAACUAUUUCAAUCCAUCCCAUUUUCAUCAGUGGAUCACAUUGAAUCUCCUGACUCUCUAAGACUACUAAUUCGAAUAAAGAGAGAAGUCCGGAUAUUUGAGGCCAAGCUUAAGAAUACUCUAGCUUGCCACUCUUCCCUGCCCGACCCAAGAGUGAAUCUAAUCAGAGUCAUCCACUCCAACUUCUACCAAGCUAUUCUUGCAAACUCGGAGGCCAUCGGUCUCUUCAACUGUGAAGUUCUCAAGGACGACGGUCUUUCGCCGUUCAGCAUUGACCAUGGAAAGGGAUAUCCACAGGAUCAACUUGAAGCCGCUCGCGAUCGGUUUACGGCUCGUGUACCGCCGGGUUUGGCACCUUGUGAUGCGCAGCUGAAACAUGCACACCAUCCUUACCUCGACAUUAUCCCCUUUCGUGAAUUUCGGGAGAGGGCUGUGACCGCAUUGGCAUGUGACCCCCCUCUAUUUUGCGAGGAGAUGAUGUGUCAUGACAUGGAUGCCGAGGGUUUGGUAUGCUGGGGAGGUUCGCCUGCAGACCAAGAAGGCACGGCAAGACGAGGCAUGGAGAUGGAAGUUCCAUGGGACCCUCGUAGCUGGGAGCCGAAGGGAUGGUUUCUGCAAAAGUACUGGUUCUUGGUUGGGGGAGAAGAUGGAGAAAUGCACACCAGUGCACGGCUUUGGGCUCAUCGAAGACAGUGA
Clonostachys rhizophaga is the source of this 1452-nucleotide messenger RNA. The record is from the annotation of a GenBank genome assembly. NCBI's taxonomy places the organism in Eukaryota, Fungi, Ascomycota, Sordariomycetes, Hypocreales, Bionectriaceae.